Molecule: messenger RNA, 3133 nt
Organism: Brassica rapa (field mustard)
Lineage: Eukaryota; Viridiplantae; Streptophyta; Magnoliopsida; Brassicales; Brassicaceae
Product: protein HOTHEAD
Molecular function (GO): flavin adenine dinucleotide binding; oxidoreductase activity, acting on CH-OH group of donors
Source: RefSeq, a predicted model, not a curated record
UAUCACUUAUGUCACUUUUGUCCUCAUUUAGAUAUUUUUCUUUUUGAUAUUUUUCUUUUUCUUUCUCACCUUUUAGAUAUUUUUAUUUCUCGCCAUUAUAAAUUUCUAGAUUUAUGUUGAUCUUGACUUUGUAGCUUUAUGCUUUGUUUCCUGCUCUCCUUUUUUUUUUUUCUAAAUAUCCGUUCCUUCUAAAGUGCUAAAAAAACUUCAAUUUAUCAAUAAUAUUAUAUACUUAUUAACCCUUCUCUUUGCGUUCCCAUGCAAUCUCCUCUAAUCCCACAUCUUUUUACAAGAAUAACUUGCAGCCCAAACUCCUGCAAAUCCAACCUAAACAAACACUCACUUUCACGCAACGCUUAUGAGUGGUAUUGUUAAAGUUAUAUUUAAAUAAAUUAAAUUAGACCACGAAAGAAGCACAGCUUAAAUAUGUGUUGGUUGGGAAAUAUAUCUCUAAGAAGUAUGUGUCGAUUAGAGGUGUCCUUGAUUCAAUACAUAAAGCCUUCACUUGAUAUAUGUAAAGAUACACACUCAUUUUAUUAUCCAAAUUAUAUUUACUUUGGUGUAACUGGCACCUAUAUAAUAUUAUAGUUUACUGCUCCUAUCAUUUACGAUACUCAUUUUUUGCGUGAACAACUACAAAACAUACAAAUAUAUUACUAUCACUAACCAAUACCAAAAUGGAUCAACAAAUCUUUUACAACUUAUUAGACAACAAAACGUACAAAACCGGCGCGUAGCGCCGGAAAACCCCUAGUAUUUGUAAAAUAAAAAUAUAUCCGCACGAUGUGCGGGAUAAACUCUAGUUACUAAUCAUAAAACAAAAAUCUUACGUGGAAAUUUACUUACCAAACUAAUUUGAAACGGAGAAGUUGAGUAUGUGGACUAAAUUAAUCGUGUUAGAUUUUUUUUGUAAAAGUCUAAAUAUUAGAAGAAGACAAAACCACUAUGACUUUGUUCAUGCUAGUUUUUCAAAGAAGACAAAGGGUGGGUUUGUAAAAAUCACAUAAAAACACACACACAAAAAAAAAUUAAUAUUGCAAAAAAUAGUUAAAAAAAAGAGUUGUUCGCUCGAAAAAUAAUAAAAGGCAUAAAAUUAUGCUACAUUUUUGUUUCUUUAACUUAAAUAUAUUAUUAUAUUAGUAAUUUAUUGGUGAAUUUUUCAUUGAGGAGAAACUCUAGUAACGUUGAUGAUAUACAUACACUUCACCAUUAUAUAAAGCGCCUGAAAUCUGGUCUUCUGAUGCCAAAAAGAUACAACAUAAUGGAUUUUCAUAUAUUCCGAUUAUUUCGUUCGAUUAGCGUAGCAUUUUUCAUCUUACAUGGCUCGUGUUAUUCCGACAAAGUUUUUCAAAAGAUGCUACAUCAGCACCAAUGUUAUCUCACUUCGACUACAUAGUCAUCGGAGGAGGAACCGCCGGAUGUGCAAUAGCCGCAACGUUAUCCCAAAACGCUACUGUUUUAGUUCUCGAACGUGGUGGGUCCCCUUACGACAAUCCCACGGCCACAGACAUCGGAAACUUCUUGAGCACAUUCUUGAACACAACUCCAAACUCAUGGUCGCAGCUUUUCAUCUCCGAAGACGGCGUUUUCAACACACGCGCACGCGUGCUAGGAGGAGGAACGGUGCUAAACGCUGGAUUCUAUUCACGUGCGGAAGAUGAGUUCGUGGCGGAAACUGGUUGGGUAAGAGAAGAGGUAGAAGCUGCUUACGAGUGGGUCGAGAAGAAGUUGGUGUUCGAACCACAGAUUAAGGGAUGGCAAACGGCGUUUAUAGAUGGUCUUUUGGAGGUUGGCGUGACUCCCUACAAUGGUUUCACCUACGAACAUGUUCAUGGGACCAAAGUUGGUGGUACGAUAUUUGAUCCGGAUGGUAGAAGACACACGGCAGCGAAUCUAUUGGAGUAUGCUGAUCCACAAAAGAUUACUGUCUACUUGCACGCUUCUGUUCAUAAGAUCCUCUUCACCACCACAGGAAAUAUGAGGCCCAAGGCAAAUGGGGUGAUCUUCCGGGAUGCGAAUGGAGUGUUCCACACGGCAAAACUAGCUGCACAUAGUGCACUGAAUGAGGUGAUCUUAUCAGCCGGGGCCAUCGCUAGCCCUCAGCUACUGAUGUUGAGUGGUGUUGGCCCUGCGUCUCAUCUAGCAGACCAUGGAGUGGAACCGGUCAUCCUAGAUCAACCCAUGGUGGGACAAGGAAUGUGUGAUAAUCCGAUGAAUGCUGUCCUCAUCCCUUCUCCUGAACCCGUAGAAGUGUCACUUGUCCAAGUCGCUGGAAUCCCCCAUUUUGGUAGUUACAUUGAAGGUGGGAGUGGGUUAAGUGUCUCUAUUAGUUUGUGGCAUAGCUUCUUCGGUGCUGUUAUAAAUCUCCUCAAUGAGAUGAAACUUCCAACCAAAACCCUAUCACGCUUUUUCAAAUUAUUGGAUCUUCGAGUUAAUGUGACAACACAAGCAGGUGGGAUGGUUCAGAAAGUUGAUUGGCCGAUCUCGAGAGGUCAUUUGGAGCUGCGGAACACGAAUCCAGACGACAAUCCUUCAGUGACAUUCAACUACUACCAAGAACAAGAAGAUUUGAAUAACUGUGUUGAAGGACUUAGUACUAUAAUUAAAGUGAUAGAUUCGAAGAAAUAUUCCAAGUACAUGUUCCCUGGAGUCACCGGGCGGGGAUUGUUGGAUUUCAUUCUUGGUCUUCCCAUCAAUCUGAGGCCAAGACACAUUAAUUCAUUGUUCGAUUUGAAGCAAUAUUGUAAAGAUACCGUGAUGACUAUUUAUCAUUACCAUGGAGGUUGUCAAGUUGGAAAGGUGGUCGACAAUGAUUACAAAGUAUUAGGAAUUGAUGCUUUGAGGGUCAUCGAUGCAUCCACGUUUCUCAAGACCCCAGGGACUAAUCCUCAAGCCACGAUAAUGAUGCUUGGAAGGUAUAUGGGGCUGAAGAUUCUUCGAGAGAGGUCGGAAUUUCUCGAAACUAAAGAAGAACUAUGAAAAUUUAAAUAUGCUCAAAAGUCUUGUUACUAGAGACUGUUCCUUGCAAGAUCACAUAUUGCAAGUGCAUUUUUCUCUUUUACGUGAUGAAAUGCUAUAUAAGAAAAAUUAAAAUGUAAAGAUGCUAAGUUAUUUUACUAGGUUAAAAUCGAAC